This is a messenger RNA of Naegleria gruberi, 960 nucleotides long. RefSeq lists its product as uncharacterized. Gene Ontology annotation, molecular function: GTPase activity; ATP hydrolysis activity; signal recognition particle binding. The transcript has a single exon. Bases 1 to 960 code for a protein of 319 amino acids. Gene Ontology annotation, biological process: SRP-dependent cotranslational protein targeting to membrane. Gene Ontology annotation, cellular component: plasma membrane. The record is from RefSeq and is a predicted model, not a curated record. Lineage: Eukaryota; Heterolobosea; Eutetramitea; Acrasida; Naegleriidae.
AUGAAGACACAAGUAUCUGAAAUUGAAAAGCAAAUUGAAAAUAAUCCCACUGCAGAGGAAAAUGUCAAACCCAUGAAGAAUAUUCUACGUGAGGAAAUGCUGAAAUUAUUCCAAUAUCCAAUGCAACAACAAAUUGUAAAGAGAUUGCAACAAAAUCAAGGAACACCUGAGGGUGGAGUUUCCAUUCCUUUGAUUCCAUUAAAUCCAAAAUCAAGACCAACUGUUGUACAAAUUUGUGGAGUGAAUGGAUCUGGAAAGACAACAACUAUUGGAAAAUUAUUACACAAGUAUAGAGAAUCAGGAACUGUUAGAAAUAUUGUUGUUGCAGCUGCAGAUACAGUCCGAGCAGCAGCUCCAGAUCAAUUGAGAACUUGGGUUGAACGUACAAGUGGAUGUACUCUCGUCGAUUUGACAGAAUCUGAAAAAUUGAAAAAACAACACACUACAACUCCUCAACAAGUCAAAGUUAAGAAUAUUAGACAAGUGAGUUAUAAGGUUCCUGCUGAAAGUGUAGUUUAUGAAGCCAUUCAACAAGCUUUGAGAAAGGAAGAUGUUGACCUUGUUUUUGUUGACACUGCAGGAAGAUUGCAAAAUCAAGAAGCUUCAAUGAAAGAAUUGAGUUUAAUUACUGAAAUGUGUUCCAAGUCGAGAAAGGGAGCACCUGAUCAUACAUGGCUCAUUCUCGAUGGUACAAUAGGUCAAAAUUCUAUACAACAAGCCAAACUAUUCCAAAAGUAUGUGAGAAUUUCAGGAAUUAUUGUCACUAAAUUGGAUGGAAGUGCCAAAGGAGGUGUCAUUCUUGCAAUUGCCAAUGAAUUGAAAAUCCCAGUUCUCUACAUUGGUUUGGGAGAAAGUGUCAGUGAUUUGAAACCUUUUUAUCCUGAACAAUUUGUUGAUUCCAUCUUGUCAGUAGCCUCAGCAGAGGAAAAACAAACAAAAUCAGAAGAGGAUGAUGAAUAA